This is a messenger RNA of Pteropus alecto (black flying fox), 1464 nucleotides long. It is a transcript of the gene MRPS30, whose product is annotated as mitochondrial ribosomal protein S30. Lineage: Eukaryota; Metazoa; Chordata; Mammalia; Chiroptera; Pteropodidae. The record is from RefSeq and is a predicted model, not a curated record. Gene Ontology annotation, biological process: translation. Gene Ontology annotation, cellular component: ribosome; mitochondrial large ribosomal subunit; mitochondrion. The transcript has 5 exons. The coding region runs from base 40 to 1341 and encodes 433 amino acids. Gene Ontology annotation, molecular function: structural constituent of ribosome.
UGCUGAAGUUGACCUCUGGGGUCGAAACCGUGGUCAAAAAUGGCGGCGGCCAGGUGUUGGAGGUUUGCGCGCCGCAGUCCGGGGCUGUCAUUGCACACCGCGGCCGAGGCCGCCGUCGGGGCUCCUGAAAUACCCGGUCCAGAUGUCGCGGCGGCCCCCAUCGCUCGCUACCCGCCGAUUGUGGCCUCCCUGACUGCCAAAAGCAAUGCGGCCCGGCAGCGGCGAGUAGAGAAGUGGCAGGCGACGGUUCACGCGGCCGAGUCUGUGGACGAGAAGAUGCGUAUCCUCACCAAGAUGCAGUUCAUGAAGUACGUUGUUUACCCGCAGACCUUCGCCCUGAACGCCGACCGCUGGUAUCAGGGCUUCACCAAGACCGUGUUCCUAUCGGGUCUGCCUCCGCCACCCGCGGAGACAGAGCCCGCGCCCGCCCUGGACCUAGCGGCCCUGCGCGCCGCCGCUUGUGACUGCCUCUUGCAGGAGCACUUCUACCUGCGGCGCAAGCGGCGAUUGCCCAUCUACCAGGAACGUGAGGCCAUCGCCUCCCCCUUACUCGACCAGCUGGUGGCCACCCUCAUGGGCCUGCUCAGCGCACACAACCCCGUCCUGGCUGCCGCCGCCCUCGAUUGUAAACGCCCAGUUCACUUUUACUGGUUACGUGGUGAAGAAAUUAUUCCUCGUGGUCAUAGGAAAGGUCGAAUUGAUGCCUUGCGAUACCAAAUAAACGAUAAACCGCACAACCAGAUCCGAAUAUCCAAACAACUCCCAGAGUUUGUGCCGCUGGAUUAUUCUGUACCUAUAGAAACCCCUGUUAUGAAUUGUAAGCCAGACAAACUUCCUUUAUUCAAACGACAGUAUGAAAAUACCAUAUUUAUUGGCUCAAAGACAGCAGAUCCAUACUGUUAUGGUCAUACCCAGUUUCAUCUGUUACCUGACAAAUUAAAAAGGGAAAGGCUAUUGAAACAAAACUGUGCUGAUCAGAUAGAAGUUGUUUUUAGAGCUAAUGCUAUUGCAAGCCUUUUUGCGUGGACUGGAGCACAAGCUAUGUAUCAAGGAUUCUGGAGUGAAGCAGAUGUUACUCGACCUUUUGUCUCUCAGGGUGUAAUCACAGAUGGAAAAUACUUUUCUUUUUUCUGCUACCAGUUAAAUACUUUGGCACUUACUACACAAGCCGAUCAAAAUAACACUCGUAAGAAUAUAUGUUGGGGGACACAGAGUAAGCCUCUUUAUGAAAAAAUAGAAGAUAAUGAUGUGAAAGGUUUUAAUGAUGAUGUUCUACUUCACAUAGUUCACUUUCUACUGAAUAGACCGAAAGAAGACAAAUCACAGCCAUUGGAAAACUAAGAAGAGACAUUUGAUUCAGGAAUUCGGAAAUAUUUAAAUGUCACUGAUGAAACAAUAAAAAUAUUUUUAAUGAUGAGACUUGUGACUGCCAAAUAUUAAAUGCCUUAACUUUUGAAGCAAAUA